Sorex araneus (European shrew) is the source of this 1263-nucleotide messenger RNA. RefSeq names its product osteomodulin (gene OMD). Bases 1 to 1263 code for a protein of 420 amino acids. Gene Ontology annotation, molecular function: protein binding. The record is from RefSeq and is a predicted model, not a curated record. The transcript has 2 exons. Lineage: Eukaryota; Metazoa; Chordata; Mammalia; Eulipotyphla; Soricidae.
AUGGGUGUUUUAAGUCCAAUAUGUGCUCUUUUCUUCUUUCUUGGAGCCAAAGUAUAUGGCCAAUAUGAAAGUUAUCAAUGGGAUGAAGAUUAUGAUCAAGAGUCAGAGGAUGUCUACCAGCCUGAAUUCCAUUUCCAUCAAAAUAGAGAUUAUGGAGUUCCUUUUCCUCACACCCUAGGCUGUGCCAGUGAAUGCUUCUGUCCGCUGAACUUCCCAUUGUCAAUGUACUGUGAUAACCGCAAACUCCGGACCAUCCCAAAGAUCCCCGCGCACGUGCGGCAAGUCUACCUGCAGUUCAACGAGAUAGAGGAAGUGCCUGUGGAUCCCUUCGCCAACGCGACUCAUCUUCAAGAAAUCGACCUCAGCCACAACAAAAUUCAGUCUCACAAGAUCGACGCUGGUGUGUUCGCCAAGCUAUCAAAUCUACUCCAACUUCACCUACAGCAUAACCUUCUGGAAGAAUUUCCAUCUCCGCUUCCUGGGUCUCUGGAGAGACUCCUUCUGGGUUACAACCAGAUCUCCAGACUGCAGGCAAACACCCUGGAAACGCUCGCGAACCUCACCAUGCUUGACCUCUGCCAUAAUCUUCUAGAUGACUCUACUUUAGGGGAAGAGGGUCUUGCCAAAAUGGAGAAACUGAUGCAACUCAACCUAUGUUAUAACAAAUUAGAAUCAAUGCCACCUGGUUUGCCGCCUUCACUGAUGUAUCUGUCCUUAGAAAAUAACUCCAUUUCUUCUAUACCAGAGAAUUACUUCAAUAAACUUCCAAAACUUCAUGCCAUAAGAAUGUCACACAACAAACUGCAAGACAUCCCAUAUAAUAGUUUUAAUCUUUCCAGUCUGGUAGAGCUCAAUGUUGGACACAACAAACUGAAGCAAGCAUUUUAUAUCCCACGGAAUCUAGAACACUUAUACCUAGAGAAUAAUGAAAUUGAAAGUAUCAAUGUUACGCUCCUGUGUCCAUCAGCCGACCCACUACACAACCACCAUCUGACAUACAUUCGUGUGGACCAAAACAAGCUAAGAGAGCCAAUAGGCUCAUACAUUUUCCUCUGCUUCCCUAACAUCCAUACCAUCUAUUAUGGUGAACAAAGAAGUGGUAAUGGUGAAACAAUACAACUGAAGACCCAAGUUUUCAGGUUCCAUGAUGAUGCGGAUAGUGAAGAGAAUAUUGGUCAUGACGAAGGCCCAGAAGAACAAGAGCCAGAAGAAAACACUGACCCUCACUAUUAUGGAAGUCACGAAUGGCAAGAAACUAUAUAG